Messenger RNA from Myotis davidii, 1984 nucleotides. It is a transcript of the gene CCDC148, whose product is annotated as coiled-coil domain containing 148. The coding region runs from base 1 to 1914 and encodes 637 amino acids. The record is from RefSeq and is a predicted model, not a curated record. The transcript is spliced from 14 exons. NCBI's taxonomy places the organism in Eukaryota, Metazoa, Chordata, Mammalia, Chiroptera, Vespertilionidae.
AUGAAGAAAGCUCCUAAGUGUUUUUAUCCUUCUCAACUAACUAAUAGUAAUUGUGGCGGUGCUACUACUAGUAAUAAUUGUGACAGUGGCAGUAGCAGCAAUCAUCAUCAUCAUCAUCGUUGUCCUCUCAAUGUUGUCAUUGUAGUAGUUGACAUCUAUUGCCCCCUUUUACAGGCAGAUAAUCUGGUAUUCUGUAUGAAAAAUGGAAUGAGAAGCAUUAAGUAUAAGCCAGUAGACUAUCAGCAAUUGCACACAUUAACCGAAGCAAAAAAAUUAGCUGCUGCCUCCACAGAGCUAAAGAUCAAAAACGUAGUGCAGACUUCAAAGAUAUCUAAGGAACAACAACUACUAAAACAACACAGGCAGGUGUGGUGGCAGGAGCACCAAAGGCUAAAGGAAGUCAGGUCUAAAGUGGAAUCUGAAAUAAAAUCUUUUUUCAAAGAAGAGAACAUUGGAAGUGAAUGUCUUUCUGACCUUAAGAAUUUUGAGCAAGAGUUAUCUGAACAAUGGUGCCUGUAUCUUAAAAAUGUGAUAAAUCCUAUUCAUCAAUUGAUAGCAGACCUAAAAUACAGACAGCAUUCACACUCACACAGUGAGUUGAAUUCAGUGGAUGUACUGAAAGAGGUUGACUCUGUGAAGAAACAAUUAAAAGCUGUCUUUGAGAGACUUAGCCUGGAGCAACAGAAUUUAGAAAAUAACCUUUCAGACUGGAGUAUUAAAAUACUAGAUCAUUAUUCAGAAGAAAGGAGGAACCUGCUUAGUGAACUGCCAAUGGAAUUAGACGCUUUGGAAUGCCCAUACCCUGAUUUGAAAUCUUCAAUUUUUAAUGAGUUCUGUAACUUUACAGAGAAAUAUCAAAAGAAACUUCAAGAUUUUGAUCUGCAAUUAGAAGACAUAAGUAGAAACUUCCAAUUAAGUGAAGAAGAACACUGGAUAUACCAGGCUGUUUUGGACCAGUAUCCUGGAGAUCUCUGUGGCAGAAGAACUCUGUAUCUGGACAUGUUACAACGAUAUUUUCCUCACAAAUCUAGGCAUGCUUUGGUCGAACAUGAGAAAUGUUGUGACCAGUAUCACUUUGCAAGGGAGCAGCGAAGGGUCCUGAUAUCAAAUUGGAAUAAGAAUAGGAGGGAUUUUAUACAGAAGGCUGUGCUGACACUUGCCGAGGCCUGUGCGGCUCAUGAAAUGGAGAGCACGUUGGCUAAGGACAGGAGAAAGCAACAGGAUUUAUGUGCUGACCUGAAAGCCAAGGUUCUUCAAUAUCGAGCCCACCAGGAAGAGGUAGCACGACUGGAAAUGGAAAUUUCUGCCAGAAGAAGGGAAAAGGAAGAGGAGAAAGAGAAACUGUGGAAGAAGAAGAAAUUGUUACAAAGAGAAGAGAAGAAAGAAAAAAUCAGAGAAUACUGGGCUAAAAAAGAACAGAAUUGGCAAGAAAUGGAAAUGAGAGAUCUUCGGCGUCUAGAAGAAUUGAAGAAAAUAAUGGCUGAACAGUCAGUAAAAGACAGAGAAAGGGUUAACUACAGACAACAAUUAUUGGAAAAGCGUUUGAUGGAGAAAAAAGAGGUGGCUCUUCAAGAAGCACAGGAAGAAGAAGAAAGAGAGAGGCGGCUGGAAGCCCUUAGGAAACAGGUUGCUAUUGUUGCUCAAUUUGAUCCUGUUAGAAUGAUGUCAGAUACAAUGGCAUCGAAAGCGAGGAUGGGUAUUGGAACUGAAGAAGAAUUUAUUCUUCAAAAGCCACUCUUCACAUUGAAUACAUACAACGAACAGCAGAUAAUUUCUGACCCUAGACUUCGUUUUGAGUUAGCACUUCGAGAAGCUGGACUUCAUAAAACCUUUUAUGCCAAAGAGAUAUUACCAAAAAUCAGUCCUCAAAAACCACCAAGAAAGGACAUGGAAUCUACUGUAUUUAAAACCUAGAGUUCAUCUUCAAAUCCUAUUAAAUGUAAACAAAAUUUUUCUCUGAAUACAUUUAUAUGGAUAACAAUGA